UUAGUAUAGGUGAUGUCAUAUUCUUUUCCAAAUAUUUAAAAGCUUUUAGAGUUGGCUUUUCUCUGUCCUUUCUGUUUGUGACCUUGCUUCACUCUUAGUCUUUUUAAUGUGUUUGAAGGUGUUCCUCGUAUAUGAAGGGGAUUAGCUCCCAGUGAUGUGAGCAGUACAUGUUUGCCCAUGGGUUAUUUUGCUGAUUAUUCUUUUAGUACUUUAAAAAGAAACAACUAGUAAAUUUUGUUUAUCUAAACGCUUGAAUCUGCCAAUCUUUAUGACUCCUGCGUUUGAAUCAGGUUAGGAAGGCCUGAACCGGCCUGGUAGUGAAAGUGGACACUUAAUCCCAGCACUCAGGAGAUAGAGGCAGGUGGAUCUCUGAGUUCGAGGACAGCCAGGGCUACACAGAGAAACCCUGUCUGGGGGAGGGGGGGACGGAAAGAAAGAAAGGAAGGAAGACAGACAGACAGACAGACAGACAGACAGUCUGGCCUUAGCUGUGUCAGUGUUGACAUGGAAUGCUUGCAGUCUCCUGUGCUCUGUAGAACUCAUCCUGCUGGUUGAGCUUCUGGCCAGCCCUCUGCCCUCCUCAAGGACUCACACACUCAUUUUUGCUGCCCUCUAGAUUAUUGGGGAAACAGCUUUUCUCCUUCCUUCCGUGCAUCAGAGCAACUCAGUUCUGGGUGAGGCUUUGUGCAAAGCAUGAAGCCAUCAGGCAGCCACCCGGACUGCUGUGUGGGCUGGACCUGUCAACCAAUGAGGUCCAGGAGGCCAGUUAGACCUCCUUUCUGUUCUUCCUUAUCAAGGGAAAGGGGAUCAAAACUCUGCUCUGCGUGGGUGCGAAAGUUUCCAUUCUGAACUGUGGAUGGCAACAUUUAUCAUGAGUAAUAGGAGGGUGGGGGCAGGCCAGGAAGAAGGCUCACGGGGUAGAGGUACUUGUCACCAAGACUGAUGAUUUAGGUUUAGUCCUGGGAUCCAUGUAGUGAAAAAAAAGAUGUUCCCCCCAAGUUGCCCUCUGACCUAAAAAACUAACUAAAUGAGUGUAAAAAUAAGAAGAAGAGGUGGAGACAAAGUUGAUGCUCCUUGGGAAGUCUGGCUGGCCAUGAGUCAGUUAGCACACUGUCUGGUUCCCCUUGUGUGCAGAGUCCCAGCAGACAUGGUAUGGGGCCCUGCAUCCUUAGGGCUUGUCCUGGGUAGUUGGCCCUGGCCACGUGCCUGGCAUACGGGUGUUAUUACUGUUUUUGGAAUGUGUGCCAAGGGAAUCAGUGAGGGAACAAAUGAAUGACCAGCAGGGUACUCAUUCCAGGACAGAUCCACCAGCCCUCAGCAGACUGAUAGACAUAUCUGUUGUAUGUGCAUUUUGACAGAGAAGUUAUGCUAACCCACUCCUGUGAUCUCAGGGCUCAGCAUUUCUGAGCCUGAGACAGAAGGAUCUUGAGUUUGAAACAGUUUGAGCAACAUAGUAACAUCUUGUUACCAACGAUUGGGGGCUGGAGGGAUAGCUCAGUGGUUAAGGGCUCUUUGCUGCUCUUCCAGAGGACUGAAGUUUAAUUCCUAGAUCUGGUGGCUCAUGGCCACCUGUAACUCCAGUGGCAAAGAGAUCUGAUGCUUUCUUCUGGUCUCCGUAGGCGGGUGUCCCAAACCCUCUGUGACCCACACAUGGAAAAAAGCCACAAGGUCGUGGGAGAGGCUGAGGAGGCUGGCUCCUGUUUAGCAGUGGGAGAAGGGAGACUUGUAGUGCUUAGGACCACUUUUUUCCAAGCCCACCCCUGAUUGGUCCUCAACCUUCAUUCUUCACCAAGUGAGGCAGCUUCUACCCCAGGUCCAGCAGAGGCCAGGUAAAGCUGAGACCUCAUAGUCUGACAUACUGCCUUUUUUUUUGAAAGAGGGAAAAUUGAAGCCCAACUUAGGCUGGGACCAGGUGAAGCCACCCUGGAGGAAACAGAAGGCUGAAGCUGGUUGCAUUGGAGUCUAAUGAUUGCUCUACCUGGGGCUCGGCAGGCUUUCCUCAGAAGAUAGAGGUCGGCAAAAGGCACCCUGGAGCCCGGUCCUACCAUACUAACCCUUCUAGACUGGGCCUCGCUGCUCAGUUUUGGUCCUGAAGGACUUCCUCAGUCUAGGUUGGCUCUUAGCUCUGGACUCACCUAUUCCUUUUCCUUGCGAGCUUGGCCUAGCGGGCUUGUAACUUUGUAGACCUCUUGUCCAUCCAGAGAAAGUUAGGACCCUUCCAGAGUCUGAGCAACGCUGCCCCUCCACCAACAAGUACAGAGCUUCCCGAACCCCAACACUCCGGAGCUAUGGAGGGCAGCAGGCCACGGGCUCCUCUGCUCCUCUACCCUUGGGUUCUUGCUUUUUGGCUGAUGGCUGCUUUCUCUGCCUUGUCCCCUGUAUCCCCCACCCUGAGUUGUCCCAGACUUACACUUGCCAUUAUUUCAAAAGACUCACUGGGACCAUCUGUAGGACAGAUAGAAAAAUAUAUUCUGUCUGGGUCCAGUUGGGGUUUGACUAGCAGGUGCUGAGCUAGAGAGAUGCCUGGAAGUCAUGGCCCCCCCAGGGCUCUGGGACCACCACCAAGCUGGGAAUGGAGGCCCUAGGAGAGAGGCCAUAGAAUGGGAUCGCUUGGUCCUGGGAUUUCCCCGGGUGCCUCUGAUGCUUCUAGCAUGGAACUCAGGCCCUUCUGGAAGAGACGGCUUGGUGGGAGACAUUCUCAGCAAUGAAGAGUCUGCUGGUGAUGCUCCCCAGUGACUCCACUGAGGCUUGGGAACAGGGUCUGUUGUGGGUGUGGCAAGAAUAGAUUGCCAAGCAGGGUGGGGCUGAGGCCUGGUGGGGCCUCUCUUCCUCACAGGCCUACAGAGGGGCCCUCAUGCCUCAAGGCCCCCACUUCCCUUUUCUGAAGGGCCCCAGGCCUUCUGCAGCUCCAUUCUUGCUGAAGAAGCUGGACUGGGGUUCCUGCUGGCUCUGUGUAGAUCUGAGGACCUAGAAGUUUCUAUCAGUUCAUCCUAGACACCCUGAAGACAGCAGUGAGCAGGACCCAGUGGCCGGAGCAGGUGCUACAUGCUCGUGGAGCCGCAGGCUCUGGGCACCUCUGUGCAGUCCUGCCUACUACCCUCAGAAAGGGACGAAGCCUGGGCUGCAUACAAAAGAUUCGGCUGACAGAUGUAUCUCAGACCGUGGGGCUCUUGAGCAGACCGCUGGGCCAGGCCACGGGGGAAGAGGAUGCCAGCCAAGGGGCGCUACUUCCUAAAUGAGGGUGACGAAGGCCCCAAGCAGGCAGCGCUCUAUGAGAAGUACAGGCUCACCAGCCAGCACGGGCCACUGCUGCUCCUGCUCCUCCUGGUGGCUGUGGCCACCUGCAUCGCCCUCGUCAGCAUCGUCUUCAGCCAUGAGGAUCUCCGCAGACACCAGGCUGUCCUGGGCACUGCGUUCUUCAUGCUGACGCUGUUUGUGGCUCUCUAUGUGCUGGUGUAUGUUGAGUGCCUAGCACAGCGAUGGCUGCGCGUCUUGGCUCUACUCACCUGGGCUUGCCUCAUGAUACUAGGCUCCGUGCUGAUGUGGGACUCCUUGGAGAAUGAAGCCUAUGCGUGGGAGCAGGUGCCUUUCUUCCUGUUCAUCGUCUUUGUGGUGUACGUACUGUUGCCUCUCAGCACGAGGGCAGCUAUCGCGGUGGGCGUAGCCUCCACCAUCUCCCAUCUCCUGGUGUUUGGAGCUGUGACAAGAGCCUUCAAGACAUCCAUGUCCAGCACACAGCUGGGGCUGCAGCUCCUGGCCAAUGCCGUUAUCCUUCUGGGUGGGAACUUCACCGGUGCCUUCCACAAGCACCAGCUUCAGGACGCUUCGAGGGAUCUCUUCAUCUACACCGUCAAGUGUAUCCAGAUCCGCCGGAAGCUUCGCGUGGAGAAGCGCCAGCAGGAGAACCUGCUGCUUUCAGUGCUCCCAGCUCACAUCUCCAUGGGUAUGAAGCUGGCCAUCAUUGAACGCCUCAAAGAGGGUGGUGACCGCCACUACACGCCUGACAACAACUUUCACAGCCUCUAUGUCAAGCGGCACCAGAACGUCAGCAUCUUGUAUGCAGACAUCGUGGGUUUCACGAGGCUGGCCAGCGACUGCUCUCCCAAGGAGCUAGUGGUGGUGCUCAACGAGCUGUUUGGGAAGUUUGACCAGAUUGCCAAGGCCAACGAGUGCAUGCGGAUCAAGAUCCUGGGUGACUGCUACUACUGCGUGUCAGGCCUGCCUGUGUCGCUGCCCACGCACGCCCGCAACUGUGUGAAGAUGGGUCUGGACAUAUGUGAGGCCAUUAAGCAGGUGCGUGAGGCCACCGGAGUGGACAUCAGCAUGCGUGUGGGCAUUCACUCUGGGAAUGUCCUGUGUGGGGUCAUCGGGCUCCGCAAGUGGCAGUAUGACGUGUGGUCCCAUGACGUGUCCCUGGCCAACAGGAUGGAGGCAGCUGGAGUCCCUGGCCGGGUGCACAUCACAGAGGCGACACUGAAUCACCUGGACAAGGCAUACGAGGUGGAGGACGGGCACGGGGAGCAGCGCGACCCCUAUCUGAAAGAGAUGAACAUCCGUACCUACUUGGUGAUUGACCCCCGGAGUCAGCAGCCGCCCCUACCCAGCCACCACCUGUCCAAGCCCAAGGGGGAUGCAACUCUGAAGAUGCGGGCUUCCGUGCGUGUAACCCGCUAUCUGGAGUCCUGGGGGGCAGCGCGGCCCUUUGCACACCUCAACCACCGGGAGAGCGUGAGCAGCAGUGAGAUCCCCAUCCCCAACGGACGGAGGCAGAAGGCCAUUCCUCUGCGUCGACACCGUGCCCCUGAUAGGAGUGCAUCCCCCAAGGGACGCCUGGAAGAUGACUGUGAUGACGAGAUGCUGUCAGCCAUUGAGGGGCUCAGCUCCACCAGGCCCUGCUGCUCCAAGUCUGAUGACUUCCACACCUUUGGUCCCAUCUUCCUGGAGAAGGGCUUUGAGCGUGAGUACCGCCUGGUGCCCAUCCCCCGGGCUCGCUAUGACUUCGCCUGUGCCAGCCUUGUCUUCGUCUGCAUCCUGCUUGUCCACCUCCUAGUGAUGCCCAGGAUGGCAACUCUGGGCUUGUCCUUUGGGCUGGUGGCCUGCCUGCUGGGGCUGGUUCUAAGCUUCUGCUUUGCUACUGAGUUCUCGAGGUGCCUUCCAGCCCGAAGUACACUCCAGGCCAUCUCGGAGAGUGUGGAGACACAGCCCCUGCUCAGACUUUCCCUGGUUGUGGUGACUGUUGGCAGCUUACUGACUGUUGCCAUCAUCAACAUGCCACUGACAUUUAACCCAGGCCCAGAGCAGCCUGGAGACAAUGAGACAAGCCCACUGGCUGCAAGGAACAGAGUUGGGACCCCAUGUGAACUCCUCCCGUACUACACCUGCAGCUGCGUCCUGGGCUUCAUUGCAUGCUCUGUUUUCCUGCGGAUGAGCCUGGAACUGAAGGCCAUGUUGCUGACGGUGGCCUUGGUGGCCUACCUGCUGCUCUUCAACCUCUCCCCAUGCUGGCAGGUCUCAGGCAACAGCACAGAGACCAACAGCACACACAGGACACGUCGGCUCCUGUCUGCAGAACAAAGCAUGAACAGCCACACCCUUGCUCUGGGGGCUCAGAUGACUGCCCCCUCCCCCAGCAGUUGUUUAGAGAGAGACCUGAAGACCAUGAUCAACUUCUACCUGGUCCUGUUCUAUGCCACCCUCAUCUUGCUGUCUAGACAGAUUGACUAUUACUGCCGCUUGGACUGUCUGUGGAAGAAGAAGUUUAAGAAGGAGCAUGAGGAGUUUGAAACAAUGGAGAAUGUGAACCGCCUCCUCCUAGAGAAUGUUCUGCCAGCACAUGUGGCUGCCCACUUCAUCGGUGACAAGGCAGCUGAGGACUGGUACCAUCAAUCUUAUGACUGUGUCUGUGUCAUGUUUGCAUCCGUUCCGGACUUCAAAGUGUUCUAUACUGAGUGUGAUGUCAACAAAGAAGGAUUGGAGUGCCUUCGCCUGCUGAAUGAGAUCAUUGCUGAUUUUGACGAGCUGCUGCUGAAGCCCAAGUUCAGUGGUGUGGAGAAGAUCAAGACCAUUGGCAGCACCUACAUGGCUGCUGCAGGGCUCAGUGUCCCCUCAGGACAUGAGAACCAGGACCUGGAGCGGAAGCAUGUGCACAUUGGUGUCUUGGUGGAGUUUAGCAUGGCCCUGAUGAGCAAGCUGGAUGGAAUCAACAGGCACUCCUUCAACUCCUUCCGCCUCCGAGUUGGCAUAAACCACGGCCCUGUGAUUGCUGGAGUGAUUGGCGCACGCAAGCCUCAGUAUGACAUCUGGGGAAACACAGUCAAUGUUGCCAGCCGCAUGGAGAGCACCGGAGAGCUUGGGAAGAUCCAGGUUACCGAGGAGACGUGCACCAUCCUCCAGGGACUGGGAUAUUCUUGUGAGUGCCGUGGGCUCAUCAACGUCAAAGGCAAAGGGGAGCUGCGGACUUACUUUGUUUGUACAGACACUGCCAAGUUUCAAGGGCUGGGGCUAAACUGAGGUGUCUGGUGGUUUGUCUCCUUCCCUGAGGGAGCCCUGCCUGCUGCAGAUGGCUGUGGCUUCUUUGGACCUGCACUACAGGAUGGCUGACUGUACAUCAGAUUUUUUGAAGCAGCUACUGUGCGGUACACAGAGGCUCUGUGCUUCAGCUACUUUAGGCUGGGUUCCUUUCCAGGGUGCUGAGGAAGAGACUUUAGGACAUGUAUCUUGGUGGCCAGUGAACAGCAUACCUGGGGAGGAAAACCUCUACUGGCUACAGGAGGCUCAGCCAGGCUGUCUAGCAUGGGCUGAUGCCCCCCCUUCCUCCUCCCAUCAAACCUACCAAGGGAUGCUAGUCUCUCAAUUAGGCGUUCUGGCAAAUGGAGUUCAAAACUGCGUAUCGGUGGGUAAUCUCAGAGAAAACGUCUGAUCGACACUUGUCACUUUUACCAUCUCUGGCUUAUGUUUGAAGUGGACGUUGUAAAUGGGAGUUUCAUCUUCAUACUGACUCUUAGAUGCUAGACAAAGAUCUCAUUUCUAGUGUAUUUUCUCUUGUUGACCAUGGACUACCCAUACAUAGGACUGCUGUUCAGUGUCAGCUUACAGGACCAGCUUGGCUGCAGGGACAGAGUUCUAAGGAAUGGGGCUCUUAGCAAGACAUAAGCAGCAGCAAAGCUUCAAAUUUGCAAUCAAGCAUUUUUUUUUUUUUUGAUGCAAGUCUUUUGGGACGAGGUUCAGGAAGUUCAGAGUCUAGAAAUGAGGUAUAUGAUGUUUCGGUUCUUCAGUCUGCACUUUAUUUUGAAGAGAGGGUCAGCCUAGGUUGGUCUUAAAUUUUUAACCUGUUUCAGUCUCUAGAGUGCUUCAAUUACAGAUGUGCACUACCAUCUCCAGCUUUUUUUUUGGUGGGAAAGCCUGUGUAGACAGAGUUUGGAAAGCUUGUGUACCCCUUUCCUUUUCUCCAGUCUUCUGAGCUGACUGCAGAGCCCCAAGUACAAUCUACUUGGCAGGAACACGUGUUCAGGACCCUGGCCUGGGAACUGAGCCCCUCAACAAAUGCCAAGUAGUUCUUAUGUAAAUGAGUCAAGGCAAACACCAGCUUUGUGAGACAGUGUCUUACUGUGCUUUAGCUCCAGACUGGUCCAAGUGAGAGAUGACCAAACACCCAUUAGGAAAUGACUUCACUACCACAGAGCAUCACUACAUCCUGGUAUCCUAGGGAGGAGACACCUCGGAACCCCAGCACCUACAGAUGACACAGGCGCUGCACACAGGGAGCCAGCCAGCCAGGUUUAUCUGUGACUUUAGGCUAAGUAGUCGGGUGUAGAAGGGAGAGAGGGAAAGGAGGGCUGAUUUUAGUUUGCACAAAGGAAUCUAGUAGUGGUCAGGGCUUCCCAGCAAGGCAUCCCUGGGGAGUUUGUGAAGUUCCUGGUGACGCCCCGCAAUGCAGUUCAGACAGCAGGAAUGAGCCUCCCCAAGGCUGACACAUUUCUACUCUUCCAACAGCCAAGUUACUUUUCCCUCCAGCAACAGAAAUCCUAGCUUGAGUUUAAAAGUAACUGGCUACCAUUCGCACACUGUUCUUUACUUUCAACUGAAGCACUGUGCUAGGAGUAUUUAAGUUAUUGUUCAGGUCAUAAGAGUGUAACUGACAAAAAAAAUCACUUGGGACUUAUGCACACAUACUUGGUUUUUACUUUCCAAGUAAUUUCUUCACAGGUGUCUUGUUUUAUCAUAGGAACUUUAAAAAAAAAAAUUCUUCUGUGGGUCAAGGAUUCGUUUCAGGAUCUCCACUGAGGCGGCCCUCACUGACUACAGACAGUAAUACCCCAAGUCUUCUGACUUAAAAACACUUCCUGACAAAAAUGAUUAUUACUGUGUACUUCAUGGAUAACAGGUCAAUGCUAAGUGGGUACAAGCAAAUAACUAUGGUUUGUUCUGUAUGUUUAAUAUUUAUAGAUUGGUAACAUUUGCCUCAGUGUUGUUUCAUUUUCAUAAAUCAGUGCCUGGUUCCUUUUUAUAGUUCAACCAACAAUUAAAAACCUGAAGCAAA
Messenger RNA from Rattus norvegicus (Norway rat), 8539 nucleotides. RefSeq names its product adenylate cyclase 7 (gene Adcy7). Gene Ontology annotation, molecular function: G-protein beta/gamma-subunit complex binding; phosphorus-oxygen lyase activity; adenylate cyclase activity. The record is from RefSeq and is a predicted model, not a curated record. Gene Ontology annotation, cellular component: membrane; plasma membrane. Gene Ontology annotation, biological process: cellular response to lithium ion; cellular response to ethanol; intracellular signal transduction. NCBI's taxonomy places the organism in Eukaryota, Metazoa, Chordata, Mammalia, Rodentia, Muridae.